AUGCUUAACGCGACAGGUGCGAGCGGUUGGGAAGUGCGGUAUUCGGUGACUCAGCGCGGGGCUCCGUGUCUACUGGUCGGUGGCUACGGAUUUGUAGCGCGGAAACGUCGAGGUUCCCGCGUAUACUGGACCUGUCGCAGUCGAAAUUCCUUCGGCUGUACCGCCCGAGCCCUCACCAGAGAGGGACAGCUGGUGACGCACCACCUACAACACAACCAUCCACCAAACAAACCGACUGAACUGAAAAGAAUCGAAAGCCUCAUAGAAAUCAUCACAUUAGAAAAAUAA
Molecule: messenger RNA, 288 nt
Organism: Danaus chrysippus (African queen)
Lineage: Eukaryota; Metazoa; Arthropoda; Insecta; Lepidoptera; Nymphalidae
Source: the annotation of a GenBank genome assembly